CCCCUUAGUUAUAACUGGCAAAAAGAAUUCGCACUAGCUUUUCACGAUUCCAUCGCUAAGUCAUUUCCGGAUAUAGUAGCACAUUUUGCAGAUCAGUAAUCAGUUAACUAGUACUACAGUACUACACAUUAGUUAUCAGAUCAGACUUUCAUUUUCCUCGAUCUGCUUUUUAUUUCAGUUUCUUGGAAGUACCUAGCUAGCUACCUUACUCUCUUCAUCAGAAGUACUAGUUCGAUCUCUGAUCAGUGCCUGUAGCUUCGACUGAACCGUUUCUUGUAGUACUUAAAUGCGGAAAGAUCGAUCAAGAUCGAGCUGAAAAUUGAUAAUGGAUUGUGUUAAGUUGAGGUUUGGAAGAGAAGAAGAUUUAACCGAUAUUUCUCCAUGGACUGCAAAGAACUUUACAUGUAGCUUUUGCAAGAGAGAAUUCAGGUCUGCUCAAGCUCUUGGGGGUCAUAUGAAUGUCCAUAGGAGAGAUAGAGCUAAACUGCGACUCCUACCACCUAACUCGAUCCUUUCUUCUUCUGAAUAUUCUCCUAACCCUACUCCUACUCCUAACCCUAACCCUAACCCUAACCCUAAGUCUUACUUCUCUCCGUCGCCAUCAUCAUCAUCUCUUUCAGGAGCUAAUAAGUACUUACCGCACUUGCUCUCUCCUCGGAGCACUUAUGUGUCCACACCUUCCUCAGGUACUUCAGAUCAUGAAAACAAGAAACUGAUGAUAUUCGACAGCGGCUCUCAUCAACAUCAUGUUCCUGCUUUCCUUAAUCCUAAGAAAAGAAUCAAGGGAGGCAGUGGUCUUGAUUAUGAGUUUGGAGAUUUACUCAAUGGUUUUGCUGGGAAUGCACAAAAACAUCAUCUUAAUGAUGAUUUCAAGGUUGUGAGGAAAGAUGAGAAGCAUAUCAACAUGAUUAGGGUGGAUUUGGACAUGGGGUUGCUGAUUAAAGAUCCAAACAAGGAGGAACUGGAUUUGGAACUUCGACUCGGGCAUCUGUAGCUAGAUAAGUGCAAGAUCUUCACUGCUUAUUUGCUAAGCGGGAUUUUUAUAUCCAGUAAGUUAAUUUAGAUUUUAAAUUUAGCUUCUCUAUAUUCAUAAUCUGCGGUUUACUUUUCAAAAAGUGAAAUUUGCUAUAUGUCUUAGCUAGGCAUAUUCACAGAAUUUCUUUGCUAAUUUCUUCUCUCAGUAUGUGAAUGAGAGCGAGAAAUGCUUUAGUUAAACGUUGAAUUUUUAUGAUAGAUUACUAA
This is a messenger RNA of Rosa chinensis, 1242 nucleotides long. RefSeq names its product transcriptional regulator SUPERMAN. The transcript has 2 exons. The record is from RefSeq and is a predicted model, not a curated record. NCBI's taxonomy places the organism in Eukaryota, Viridiplantae, Streptophyta, Magnoliopsida, Rosales, Rosaceae. The coding region runs from base 326 to 994 and encodes 222 amino acids.